AUUCAGUUUAAACUUUUGUGUGUGUUUUAAAGAAGAUGGCUAAGCGCGCUUUGGUACUGCUCUACCCUCAAAACGAGGAGAAUGAGAUCGCUAUUCCUGUCGCUAUUCUUCGUCGCGGCGGGGUUGAGGUCACUAUCGCUGGUCCAAGCAAGGAACCGGUCGUUGGAUCCAGAGGGAUGCUGACCGUUCCAGAAGCAGCGCUUUGCGACGCCAUGAAGAAAGGUCCUUACGACGUUGUCUUGUUGGCUGGUGGUAGGUACGGCUGGCAAUCGCUUUCUGCAGACAAAGACGUGGGUACCGUCCUCAGAGAGCAGGAGAAGGCCGGAAGGCUGAUCGCUGCAAUUUGCACUUCGCCGAUCGCAAUGAAGGCUCACGGAAUCAUGUUCGGAAGACGUUUGACCUCUUAUCCGACGGCGGAGUCGAUGGUUCGCGAAGGAGACAAAUACAUCUACAAGCACGAUGACGUCGUCGUCGAUGGUAACUUGAUCACCAGCAAGGGAAACUACACGACUUUCCACUUCGGUCUGAGAGUGUUGGAAUACAUCACCGACAGUGCCACAACCGCUGAAGUCGCAACGGAAAUGUUGGUGGCCCACUGAAAACUGCAAAGUCUAACAUAAACUCGCCUAUUAACCAUUAACGCAUCAUUAAAAUAUAAUAAUCCUUGAAUGUUCGAAACAUAAAUUGAAUAAAAUCAAAUUUUUUACUUAU
Messenger RNA from Nicrophorus vespilloides, 711 nucleotides. Its product is annotated as protein deglycase DJ-1-like. Gene Ontology annotation, molecular function: protein deglycase activity. Gene Ontology annotation, biological process: protein deglycation, glyoxal removal; guanine deglycation, glyoxal removal. The transcript is spliced from 3 exons. Bases 36 to 599 code for a protein of 187 amino acids. The record is from RefSeq and is a predicted model, not a curated record. Gene Ontology annotation, cellular component: nucleus; cytosol. NCBI's taxonomy places the organism in Eukaryota, Metazoa, Arthropoda, Insecta, Coleoptera, Silphidae.